GUUCACCGACUUCCACAGCAGCCGUGUUAGAUAAGGAGAAGUGGGGAAGAGAGAGAGACAGAAAUAUUCUCCUCUCCGUUCUCUCCUUGAAAUUUUGGAUCGCAUUUCAUCAUCAACCAUAGCCUUCAAGUCAAUCCUCUUGUGCUCUCCUCGCGUUUCACAUGCUAACCAACUUUAAUUUCCUCCCCCAGUUCAUGAUUCCCACUCAAAAAUAUCUCUUCCCUGCACCAAACACCAGCACUGGCAGCUCAAUAAGGUUAUUUGUUUGUUUUUUGCUUUUUUAAGAAAAAUUAUUUAGUGCCAACCAGCAGCCAGUUGCUAGUGCUUCUCCCCUUCAGCCUUCCUCAGCAGCGCUGUUUCAGUUCGCUACAUACCUAGCUAUUUCCACUUUGGCUCUUCAAGCUUCAGUUUCAAAACAUGAUGCCUGCAGAUUCCCUUUCUGUUCCUUCCACCGUUAACACCUUCGUCGACCCAAAUUCCAACCCUAACCCUAAUUCAAAUCCAGUCAAGAAAAGGAGAAAUCUCCCCGGAACACCAGAUCCAGAUGCAGAAGUGAUAGCACUAUCGCCGAAGUCCCUCAUGGCGACGAACCGCUUCGUGUGCGAAAUCUGCAAUAAGGGCUUCCAGAGAGACCAGAACUUGCAGCUGCACCGCCGCGGCCACAAUCUUCCGUGGAAGCUCCGCCAGAGAACCAACAAAGAAGUGAGGAAGAAGGUUUAUGUAUGCCCUGAGAAGACCUGCGUGCACCACGAUCCCUCCAGAGCCCUCGGAGACCUCACCGGGAUCAAAAAACACUUCAGUAGAAAGCACGGGGAGAAAAAGUGGAAGUGCGAAAAAUGCUCCAAGAAGUACGCGGUUCAAUCCGAUUGGAAAGCCCAUAGCAAGAUUUGUGGCACCAGAGAGUACAAAUGUGACUGUGGCACCAUUUUCUCCAGGAAGGACAGCUUCAUAACUCACAGAGCUUUCUGUGACGCCUUGGCCGAAGAAAGUGCGCGAACAAUAACGACAGUACCCUCAGCAUUUACUAACAUGAGAAGUGACCAUUUGAUGAGCAUCAAUCACCACCAAGCACCACGAAUAAUCCCUGAGAUAUUUCCAGGGUUCCAUCCAGAAUUUGGAGGUUCCGAAGGAGCAUUGGGGAACUUUGGUCAGCUCAAUCAACAGCUCAGCGUAGGAAGCAACAAUUUGAAUUCCCGCUUUCCGGAUUUAGUUCAAGGGAUGGACAUGUUUGGGACAUCAACGCAUCAGACACAGUGGGUUAGCCGAUACCCAGAAGCAGAAUCAUCAAUUACAAGUGCCAACAACAUGUGUGUGUCUGGAAUGGUGCCACAUGGACUGAAGCAAGAACCAGAAGAAAACAAAGUAGAGUUGUCGCAUAGCAUAGGCGCUCUGUACUCCUGUCAUCAGAUUCAGAACCCACAAGCUGGAGGAGCAAGUCACAUGUCAGCCACUGCACUCUUACAGAAAGCGGCACAGAUAGGAUCUACGACCCCCAACAAUGUCAACACAUCCUCCUUCAACUCUAUCAACCACUUUGGAUUGAUGGGCUCAGCUGUUCUAAACUCCUCCAACAACACUAACGUUGACGUUCACAAAAUUUUCAAGCAAACGAAUAACAAGAGUACCAGCCUUGGAGGUGGGUUUCUGCUAAACGACUCUAAUCCAAGGUCGUUUGCGAGCACAGCCAAGGGUUUGCGUUCGAGCUCGAAUGAAGAGGAGCUAGGUUUGACCAGAGACUUUCUGGGAGUUGGAGGGGAGUCGAUGAGCGGACCCUUUCUGGAGCAAGAGUUAGCCAAGUUCAGUACAAUGGGCUCAGCCUCAGCUUCAGCGCCUUGGACCUGAGCCAGUACGUUGCGCAUCACUCAUCGUAAGUUUCGACUUUCGACUAAUGAAGCAGCUUAGGGAAACUAGUUAAGGUAGGUAAGUUGAGAGUUUGAGGCUGGAAGCAAGCUAGUCGACUCGACUCAGCGCCGGGCGCAGAGAGAAACAGGAGAAAGUGUAACUAUUUUGGUUUGGUAUACCUACCUGCAACUAUAUGAUCAUAUCCCGAAUUUUAAUUAAGUACGCACGUACGACUCAUCGGCUUAUUAAUUUUAGGGAUACUUUAAUCAAAAGCGAAAUAUGUUUACUCGAA
Molecule: messenger RNA, 2134 nt
Organism: Neltuma alba
Lineage: Eukaryota; Viridiplantae; Streptophyta; Magnoliopsida; Fabales; Fabaceae
Product: zinc finger protein BALDIBIS
Exons: 3
Coding region: 418-1842 (474 amino acids)
Cellular component (GO): nucleus
Molecular function (GO): DNA-binding transcription factor activity
Source: RefSeq, a predicted model, not a curated record